Messenger RNA from Trametes versicolor FP-101664 SS1, 1971 nucleotides. Its product is annotated as WD40 repeat-like protein. Bases 1 to 1971 code for a protein of 656 amino acids. The transcript has 9 exons. Gene Ontology annotation, biological process: negative regulation of transcription by RNA polymerase II. Gene Ontology annotation, molecular function: protein binding. Gene Ontology annotation, cellular component: transcription repressor complex; nucleus. NCBI's taxonomy places the organism in Eukaryota, Fungi, Basidiomycota, Agaricomycetes, Polyporales, Polyporaceae. The record is from RefSeq and is a predicted model, not a curated record.
AUGACCCCUCGCGUGUUCAAUGCGGCAACCGUGUCUGGACGACCUCGCGCAUCCGUCGGUGGCGCAAGUAGCAAGACAGUCGACUUCGCAACCCUCGGUCGAGCCCCUCUGCGGUUAGGACUUGGCACACGCCGCCUUACGUCGCGCGACCUUCAAAUUGUGGAGGCGACGGAGGAGCUCCUGGGAGAGGAGGUACCAGAACCCGAAGGCGUCGCGCAGAAUGUCUCUCUUCUACGAGGCUUCAAGGCGACAAUACCAAGCGCGGAGAAGAGUCGCGUUCGCAGAAGACAGACGCGGAACGUGGAAACGCCUCGGCUAGGGCUCAAGCAGCUGGGCAUGAGCGCAAGAGGACUGUUGGCGGAUGAGGAGGACCACGAUGGCGCAAGUGUGGCUAGUGAGGAUGAUGUGGUUAUGGUCGGGCGAUCGGAACGGAACGGCCGAGGCCGCAAAGUCAAGGCGAAGCGGAAAGGCAGGCAAAGCUUGAGUGCAGGGAAGAUGUUCGGGACAGAAGAGCUCGUACGCCAGACCCAUGAGAUCGAACGGGACAAGGAGAACGUUCAUGUUCGCAGGGCCCUCAUAAAUAAUGAGAUCGACGAAAUAACACACAAGAUGGAGGCAUUGGAUGUCAUCCGAGCUAGGCUAGAGCAGGAUCUCCUCAGGCUACAAGAGGAGGAGUUAGAGUUGGACGAUGAACUGGAGGGUGUGCGAGAGCGACUAGAACUCGAAGAGUCUGCCAGCCAACCAUCGCGAAGUCAGUCGCGCGCUGCACAGGCGACGCUGAGUUCAAGACGAAGGAAAGGGCCCGCGUUUUUGCCGUCAGAGCACGAUGAGCUACCACCAGGCGUGGCUUUCAUGGUCCUUGAGAGUCAUACAACACCUAUCACCGCCCUAGACUUUUCCGAACCAUACGGGACACUUGUCAGUGCUAGCCAGGAGGAUGCCCAGCCACGGGUGUGGGAUCUGCUCACAGGGGAGGAAAUCGGGCGUCUACGAGGGCACCGCGGGACAGUCAAGUGCGUCCAAGUCGAAGACCAAAUCUGUCUCACUGGAAGCGAAGACGGCACGGUUCGCGUAUGGGACCUACGACGAGUGGACGAAGACGAGGAGUGGGAGUCAGGGGAGAUGCUGAGCCUGAGUGAGAUCGCGGAAGAGGACGAGAGUACGGAGGGCAGCGAGCGGAAAGCGAACGGGAUCCGCGAUGGGGAGAGCAGUCGGCCGUCCAGCGUUGCGGAGAGGGAGGGCGCGUGUAUGCGGGUGCUUGAGGGGCAUUCAAAGGCGGUCACUGCGAUGUACUUCGAGGACGAGUGCUUGGUCACCGGUGCAUCCGACAAGACUAUGCGGCAGUGGGACCUCGCCACCGGGCAGUGUGUCAUGACCAUGGACAUCUUGUGGGCUAUCUCGCAUCCUCCAACGGCGGCGCCCGGAUCUGCAUUGCCCGGCCAUCUCUUCCCCGGUGCGGCUGCUGCUGCAGGCACGUUCGCGGUCCCGACACCACCAUACGCGGACGGGUCAUGGGAAAUGUACCAGGAUUUCGUCGGGGCAGUACAGUUCUGGGGCUAUGGUUUGGUGAGCGGCAGCGGCGAUGGGGUGGUCAGGAUGUGGGAUAUGCGUACUGGACAGCCGCACCGCACGCUUCACGGCCACACCGGGCCUGUCACCUGCCUGCAGUUCGACGAGCUGCACAUUGUCACCGGCAGUCUCGACAAGUCCAUCCGCAUCUGGGAUAUGCGCACGGGCGGUAUCUUUGAGACGCUCAAGUACGACCAUGCCGUCACUGCGCUGCAGUUCGACACGCGCAAGAUCGUAGCCGCGACGGGCGAGAACGGCGUCAAGAUAUACAACCGGACCAGCAUGCAGCAAUCAACGCUCCUCACGAACGGACACACCAGGCCCGUCGAGCGGCUGCGGUACAUGGACCGGUACAUGGUCUCGGGCGGGCGGGACUCGGUCGUCAAAAUCUGGGCGCUGUGA